Molecule: messenger RNA, 5282 nt
Organism: Gekko japonicus
Lineage: Eukaryota; Metazoa; Chordata; Lepidosauria; Squamata; Gekkonidae
Gene: PHLDB2
Product: pleckstrin homology-like domain, family B, member 2
Exons: 21
Coding region: 23-3976 (1317 amino acids)
Biological process (GO): regulation of microtubule cytoskeleton organization
Cellular component (GO): basal cortex
Source: RefSeq, a predicted model, not a curated record
CAUUGGGAAAGAUUCAAAUAAGAUGAUGGAAGACUACAAGCAAAGCCUGGUGGAAUUACAAAAUACUAAUUUAGGAAAGGAUUCAGUAGUGAAAUCUCUUGAAAAUGAUCUUCAGGAUCUAAUGGACAGGCUCAACCAGAAAAAAUACUCAUCGAGUCUGAAAUUCAAAACAAAUUGUGACAGUCCUGGUUCUUAUUUAACUCUUUCACAGACUCUUCCACCUAAAUCCAGCCCUGCAUCCAGUGUAAAAAGUAUGCCGGCUGUCUCCAAAAUUCAAGGAAGCAAACCACUGGCUUAUGAUGGCUCUUAUCUAUUAGACAAGACUAUCUCUGCAAAGCACAUGGGCUCUGUAUCAGGCACGUCUCCAUCCUUAAGCGGGUACAGUCUAGGAAAGAGAGACUUUGAUAUUUAUUCCAACAGAGAAAAUGAAAAACAGUUUGGACAUCUGGAUAAAUUUCCCUAUUCAAAGUACAGCCAGAAAAAUAAAUCUCAUGAUAACGUCUACUUCCCAGGAACACUGGAUGGGCGGAAAAACUCUGGAUCUCUUAUUGCAAUAUGGAAUGGAAACUCAGGGAGUGAGAUAAUCCUUUCACCAGUUGGCAAUUCUGGAGCUGCCAGUAUGCCCUCUAGUCCAAAGCAAGGCAGGAGAAUGAACAUUCAUGAUAUCCCAUCAUUUCGGCCCAGGCAAGCUAAGCAGAAGGAGACAACAGUGGAAACUCUGGGAUCUAGAACCAGGAAGUAUUCUGGUGGCUCACUGAGUCAUAUGGGAAUUUACAGCCGCUCAUUACCCAGGCUGUACAAAUCAUCAGAAAGCCAGCUCGUUCCACUGAGCUUGCCACCAAGAAACUCUCUUGGGAAUUCCAAAAGAAAAAAGAUUGUGGAGAAAGAUCUUCUACCUCAAAAUGUACUGGAUGCUGACAAUUACCUUGAUUUUUCUUCUCACGCCUCAGGAGCUUUGCCAUUUACAAAUUUUGCGACUGACACAAACUUCUAUGUGAAUUCAACUCUUAGUGUUCCUGCAAGCCCUCGCAUAGCUCGGAAAAUGCUUCUGGCCCCUUCUUCCUCAUAUGUGUCUGAUGACUUUGACAGAGCUGGACUCUCAGGGAUGACCCCCAGUAGUUCUUUUUCUCCUGUGGAUUCAGAGAGAGCAUUCCCUCUCAGAAGGAAAGUUUCAAACAGUUCAGUGGAGUUUGAUGAAACAGAGCUGGAAAGCUUCAGGCAAACUCUGUCCAUAAGGGAGAGGAAGAAUAGCAUUAGCUCUCUUUCAGGAAGGGAUGAUCUAAUGGACUACCACAGAAGACAGAGGGAAGAAAGGCUUAAAGAGCAGGAGAUGGAGCGACUGGAGCGGCAACGAUUGGAGACCAUUCUUAACCUGUGUGCAGAAUAUUCCAAACCUGACAGUGACUCUGUAACAACUGUUGCUGAUGUUCAAAAAAUUAAUAAAGAACUUGAAAAGCUUCAGUUUUCUGAUGAAGAUUCUGUAUUUGAAGAUUCCCAGAUGACUCCAGAAACAAGAAUCAGAAACCAUUUGCAACUGCCAGCAGAUGAUACUGACUUUUCAGAAUUUAGUGAUCUUGGUCAAAACGUUAUGGGGUUCCUUUCCCCUAGAGGGACCAGAACGAAUAAACAUUUAAAUGAAAACAGGACACCUUCACCAUUACCACCUUGUGCCUUCAUAAAGAAUGUCAGUGAAUCUUCUUAUUUAAGCAUCAUGCCAAAGACAACAGAAUGCAUAAGUGAUGAACAACGAGCACUGGAGCUUAAUCAGAUGGAAGAACAGCGCAUUGUAAUACUGAAUAACUUGGAAGAACUUGAACAAAAAAUCAAAGAAAUAAAUGAUCAAAUGGAUGAAUCCUCCAGAGAGAUGGAUAUGGAAUGUGCCUUAUUGGAUGGGGAACAGAAAUCUGAAACAGCUGAACUUAUCAAGGAGAAGGAAAUACUGGAUCACUUAAACAGGAAGAUAGCAGAACUGGAGAGGAAUGUUAUUGGCGAAAAGACCAAGGAAAAAAUAAAGCUUGAUGCUGAAAGGGAAAAACUAGAAAAGCUUCAGGAGCUUUACUCCGAGCAGAAGACCCAGCUUGAUAAUUGCCCUGAGUCCAUGAGGGAACAAUUGCAACAGCAACUAAACAGGGAUGCUGAUCUGUUGGAGGUAGAAAGCAAACACUUUGAAGAUCUGGAGUUUCAGCAGCUAGAACAUGAAAGCAGGCUAGAUGAGGAGAAAGAGAAUCUAACACAGCAGCUCCUGCGUGAAGUAGCUGAAUAUCAACGUAGCAUUGUCAGUAGAAAGGAGAAAAUUUCUGCUCUCAAAAAGCAGGCCAAUCAUAUUGUCCAGCAAGCCCAACGGGAACAAGAUCAUUUUGUCAAAGAGAAAAAUAACCUGCUGAUGAUGCUGCAAAGAGAAAAAGAAAACCUUUGCAAUCUAGAAAAGAAAUAUUCAUCAGUUUCAGGAGGAAAGGAGUUCCCUGUAAGUCCAAGCAGUUUAAAAGAGGGUUAUAUGAGUGUAAAUGACAUUAAUGAGCCAUAUGGCAAUUCCACGAAUAUCCCCCCUUCCACUCAACCCCCCACUGCUGCUGAUGCUGUUCCCACUGAACCUUCCACAGCUGGCCUGGUGAGCCAGCCACAAAACAAAGAGCUAAGAUCAUCUCUCUGUCCUGGAUUUGUCUUUCCUCACUCCCUUUCUCCUCGCUCUCUUGCAAAACUUUCACCAGUCCACUGGUCUGAAGUCAGGGCUCCAAACGUAGAGCCUUUUCCUUUACCUGACACACCACCACCUCUUCCAGCUAAGAAACACCGAAGGCAACCACAGCACUUCCGAAAUCUGGAAGAGAGAAAGAAGCAGCACAAAGAAGCCAUUUACAUGAGUGAUACUUUGCCUCGCAAGAAAACGGCUUCCUCUGUAUCACCCCAUUUCAGCAGUUCUACCCUUGGACGAAGUGUUAAGGGUCACUUGCCACUUGGACAAAGUAACAGCUGUGGCAGUGUUCUUCCCCAUUGUUUGACCAAAGAGUCUGAAUCAAGGAGGGUGCAUAGAGGAAAAGGCAAAAAAGGAGCUAUUAGUCAUUCCAAAAGUGCAAGUAUCAAAGGAUAUAACCACCAGCUUAUAUGUGAAGAUGAAAGCCAGAAAUCUCCUGAGUUCUACAGCAGAACUGCCUCAGAGUCUAAUGUGUAUCUGAACACGUUCCAUUAUCCUGAUCACAGUUACAAGGACCAUGCCUUUGAUACUCUAAGCUUAGACAGUUCUGACAGCAUGGAAACCAGUAUAUCUGCCUGCUCCCCAGAUAACAUUUCCAGUGCCAGUACUUCAAAUGUUGCAAGAAUAGAAGAGAUGGAAAGACUUUUGAAACAAGCUCACGCUGAAAAAACACGAUUGCUUGAAUCGAGGGAACGAGAAAUGGAAGCUAAGAAAAGAGCAUUAGAAGAUGAAAAGCGUCGCAGAGAGCAACUAGAGAAAAGGUUGCAAGAAGAAACUAGCCAGCGACAAAAACUAAUUGAAAAAGAAGUAAAGAUACGUGAGAAGCAAAGGUCACAAUCUCGUCCUUUGACUCGUUAUUUGCCGGUCAGAAAGGAAGAUUUUGAUUUACGAGGCCAUAUAGAGACAGCUGGUCACAACAUAGAGACUUGUUACCAUGUUUCACUUACUGAGAAGACCUGCCGAGGCUUUCUUAUUAAGAUGGGUGGAAAAAUUAAAACAUGGAAAAAACGGUGGUUUGUCUUUGACAGAAACAAGAGAACUUUUUCUUACUAUGCAGACAAACAUGAAACUAAAUUAAAAGGAGUAAUUUAUUUCCAAGCCAUUGAAGAAGUCUAUUAUGAUCAUCUAAAGAAUGCCUAUAAGAGUCCUAAUCCAUUACUUACUUUCAGCGUUAAGACACAUGACAGAAUCUAUUAUAUGGUGGCUCCAACACCAGAAGCUAUGCGGAUAUGGAUGGAUGUAAUAGUUACAGGAGCAGAAGGCUACACCCACUUCAUGUUAUAGCAAAAUUGCGCAAAGGUUCAUUGACAGGGCGUAAUGCAAUAAUAGCCUCACAUCUGGGAAAGAAAAGCCAUACUUAGUCACAUUGGUAAAACCACAUAAAAUAACAAGAACUCCCUUUAUUUUCCAAAAUAAAACAUAUGCUGUCUUUGGGAACAUUAAUUCUUAGAUGUAUUAAUCACUGUUCUAGCAGAAGAAAAGAUGCUUAAAAGACUGUAGUGCUCCCAAAUGGAUAAUCAUAUCAUCAUGUGCCUGGCAUAUAGUGUGUAUGGUAAUUUCUUAUAAAUGUUAUCAUGCAGGAUUUAUUUGAUAAAUGUAAACUUUAUACGUUUAAAAAUACUAUGUGCCAAUAAGAAAUGAAACGCAAAGGUGACAAUGCCUGUUUUUAUUGUGCUUAGUUGCUGUACAAUUAUAAAGUUCUCUUCCUUACAGGUGCAGUGUAACAAAUUUUAAAACUAGAGUGCAUGAAGUUUUUGUCUUGGUUCAUUACAGAUCCAAAGAUUCACAGUAUAUAAUGAGAUUUAGAUUUAUGCAAUGGAAAUGUAUAAAAUUGUUCAUAAAUGUUAACAAGUAUUGAAAACUGUUCUGUUGAAAACUCUGAACAAAUACUACAGGUAUGAGGCUAACUUCAAAUGUAAACACACAAAAUUUUGCAACGUUCUAGUUUUAAGGAGUUCAGAGAACACUAUCAAAUGAACAGCCACAUACACAAGUCUCUUAUUUGCCUCACAUCCUUAAUUUCCAGAGCUUUCUAAGCUGUUACUUAAUGUUUUCUGUCUGUAGCAAAUUAUUUAAUAUCAAAAGAAUGUAUUCUUUUUUUCCCUUCAAUUGCAGCAAGUCAGAAUUGGUAGAUCUGCAGUUCAAAAAGCUACAGUCGUGUUUUAAAUUUCAGCAUUUUCACCAUCACUGAAUACUGACAUUUCCACAAAAUUCAACACUGGGUGUAAUAGGCAAAGCUUAAUUCAGAACUUUUGUGGUUGUGGCAGGAGAAUAAUUCCCUAUAAUCCAUAAGAAUAUUUACAAACCCAAGCUUUCCACACAAGGGCCAUGAGAGAUUUUUAGGUACCCUUACAUACGCUUCCAGGAUCAGAUGACAUAAAUUGGGAUGAUUUCUGUGGGUGCAGAGAUGACUAGUCAUCAGUUAUAGCCCUUGAAUCUAUCAAGGUUAAUCCAAAGCAGUAGCAGUAUUUCUCACUUCAAGAUAAACAUUUUAUCCCACCUUUCCUCCAAGGCAAUAUAUAUGGUUUUCCCAUCUUGCAUUUUGUCUCCACAACAACCCUGUGAUGUAGGUGAGGCUGAAUUAGGGUUG